This is a messenger RNA of Neoarius graeffei (lesser salmon catfish), 4977 nucleotides long. It is a transcript of the gene slc23a2, whose product is annotated as solute carrier family 23 member 2. The coding region runs from base 324 to 2291 and encodes 655 amino acids. Gene Ontology annotation, cellular component: membrane. The transcript has 16 exons. Lineage: Eukaryota; Metazoa; Chordata; Actinopteri; Siluriformes; Ariidae. Gene Ontology annotation, biological process: L-ascorbic acid metabolic process; transmembrane transport. The record is from RefSeq and is a predicted model, not a curated record. Gene Ontology annotation, molecular function: transmembrane transporter activity.
AGAGCUGGUGCAAGGAAGAAGAAGAGGAGAGGAAAAAAAGAAAAGAAAAAGGCAUGCGUUUUGGAGAUAACGUGUAUCCUAUGUGCGGCAUUUAGUGGCUGAAUCCAGAGCUCAAGAAUCCUCCGUGAACGAACCGGGCUCACGUGAAGCAGUGAAGGAGAGAAAACUUCUUCCAUCCAUCCAUCCAUCCGGUGUUUUUCUCCUCGGACAGAUGAGCUGGCUGGCCAAGCGCUGGACCAUGUGAGAGCGGAGUGAGCAACUUCCUGUCAGAGCGAGAGAGUGGGCGGAGGAGAGAAGAGGAGGAGGAGGUGGUGAAAGAAGGAAUGGGCGUGGGGAAGAACUCCACCUGCAAAUCCAUGGACUCCAAUACAGAAUCGGGCAAAUAUGAGGAGGAGAGCAAACCCCAUGCAAACUUCUACCCCAUCCCCGUGGUGGUUAAUGGCGUGUCCUCGACCCCUGGAGACCAGGACAGGGAGGACACGGAGCUCAUGGCCAUCUACACUAAAGAGAGUCAAGCAGCUGACAAAAGUUCUUUAUCGGAGACAGAGGACAGUACAGACACCAGGAGACUGGACAUGAUCUACACCAUAGAAGACACCCCGCCCUGGUAUCUGUGCAUCUUCCUGGGUUUACAGCACUACUUAACAUGUUUCAGCGGGACGAUCGCUGUGCCCUUCCUGCUGGCCGAGGCUAUGUGUGUGGGAUUCGACCAGUGGGCUACUAGCCAACUCAUUGGCACCAUCUUCUUCUGUGUGGGCAUCACCACACUGCUGCAGACCACUAUCGGCUGCCGACUUCCGUUAUUCCAGGCCAGUGCUUUUGCAUUCCUUGCCCCAGCCAGAGCCAUCCUUUCGUUAGACAAAUGGAAGUGUAAUACAACAGAUGUUCCUCUGGUGAACAGCACUGAGCUCAUGCACACGGAGCACAUCUGGUACCCCAGGAUCAGAGAGAUCCAGGGGGCCAUAAUCGUGUCGUCUCUGGUCGAGGUGUGUGUGGGAGCGCUGGGUCUCCCGGGCGUGUUGCUGAACUACGUCGGGCCGCUCACCAUCACCCCCACCGUGGCCCUGAUCGGCCUCUCCGGCUUCCAGGCAGCAGGCGAGAGGGCGGGCAAACACUGGGGCAUCGCCAUGCUGACAAUCUUUCUGGUGCUGCUGUUUUCUCAGUACGCUCGCAACGUGCAGCUGCCACUUCCCAUCUACAAAGCCAAGAAAGGCUGGACCUCCUACCGCCUCCAGCUCUUCAAGAUGUUCCCUAUCAUCAUGGCGAUCCUGGUCUCCUGGUUCCUAUGUUUUAUCUUCACUGUGACGGACGUGUUCCCUCCACAGAGGGAUCAGUACGGUUAUUACGCCCGCACAGACGCCAGGCAGGGCAUCCUGGCAGCCGCUCCGUGGUUUAAAGUUCCCUACCCCUUUCAGUGGGGGAUGCCGGUUGUAACUGCAGCUGGGGUGAUCGGGAUGAUGAGUGCCGUAGUCGCCAGCAUCAUCGAGUCUAUCGGAGAUUAUUACGCCUGUGCGCGGCUGUCUGGUGCCCCGCCUCCUCCCGUACAUGCUAUAAACAGGGGGAUUUUUGUCGAAGGCCUGUCCUGUGUGCUGGACGGUUUGUUCGGCACAGGAAACGGCUCCACAUCUUCCAGUCCAAACAUCGGUGUCCUGGGGAUCACGAAGGUGGGCAGUAGGCGGGUGAUACAGUACGGAGCGGUGCUGAUGCUGCUGCUCGGCACUGUGGGGAAGUUCAGCGCUCUGUUUGCGUCUCUCCCGGACCCCGUGCUCGGCGCGCUCUUCUGCACUCUCUUCGGCAUGAUCACGGCCGUGGGCUUGUCCAACCUGCAGUUCAUCGAUCUCAACUCCUCACGCAAUCUCUUCGUCCUCGGCUUCUCCAUCUUCUUCGGUCUGGUCCUCCCCAACUACCUGAGGGGGAACCCUCUCGUCACCGGAAUCGUGGAGAUCGACCAGGUGCUGAACGUUCUCCUCACCACGGCCAUGUUCGUUGGAGGUUCCGUGGCCUUCAUUUUGGACAACACUAUUCCUGGCACUCCGGAGGAACGAGGAAUCCGUAAACUGAAGCGCGGCUCCUUUUCCGGUGCCUCUGAGCUGAAAGGGAUGCGAUCCUACGACCUGCCGUUUGGCAUGGACUUCCUGCAGCAACACCACGUUUUCCAGUACCUGCCCAUCAGCCCCACAUUCAGUGGCUACCAGUGGAACCGACUGGCUGGAGUCUGUCGGGGGCGGGGCAGCGUGCGAGGAGAGGAGGGCGUGGCUGUGAGGACGGAGUUAGGAGAAAGCAGAGUGUAGUGCCAAGCUGAAAAAUUCCACGUAGACAGAAGAUGUCACCGAAAUCAACCAAGAAAAGAAACGCAAUGCUCUGGACGGAAAUUUGUCAGCGAGAGAUUAUUCAGCAGGACGUUUGUUUGUGACAGAGCUGAACUGGUGCUUCAUGAAAAAGGUCAUUCCACAUGGGUUGAUUUCAGAGCUUCUUUCGCACUGCUGGAUAAACGUAUAAUUCACUGGGCAUGCUGUUUUUGUGGCUUGUUUUUUGUUUUAAACGAUGUGUUUUUUCCAACUUUUGAAGCGACAUCUUGCUUUGAACGUGGAGUUUUGGUUCACUGAACGGUUUUUACUCAAGUUUGUGGAGUCGCACCAACAGGGAUGAAAUUCCCCAGAGUUUGAAGCUGAUCGAGGAUUUUGGUAAUUCGAGUUUUAAUUAAGGUUGCGAACUUGAUGAUAAACAUCAGGAAUUAAAAGCUUUCAUCUUAACCAGCCAAUCAGAAUCCAUUACCUUAACCAGCGAUUUUUCUUCUUUGAGGACCUUUUUUGUGGUUUUUUUUGUUUUGUUUUUUGUUUUGUAUGGUCUCAUCUCAUCAGCUACUGAAGCAGGUCUUUAACUGUAACGUUCUUCCUUAAAGCAAUAGAAGAGCCGGAUUAAAAGAACGAUGUUUAAAGUUCAAACUUCAGCUCAAACGGAUUCUCAGCUUAAACUUCAGCUCGACUCUGGAUGUCUCGUUGGUGCGGCUCCGAGAUGGUUUUACGUUUCCACAGCUGAUCUCUGUGCCAAUGUUCAGGACUUUAACAGACUCUGUGCAGGAAACUGAGUAAAGUUCGAACCUGCUGUUUACCAUAAGUCUGGCCAAGUGAGCUACAGUACUGAAUAUAAAAGAUCACUGCAAAACAAAAAGACCUAAGAAAGGGACUGCAUCUUGAAACAUGUAUGUGGAUUUAUUUGGAUAUUUUUUUCACGAUGUGUUUAUCAACAGUAGGGGCGAGUGAUAGGACGUACAGGUCACAUCACAAUACCUGAGAUUUCGGUGAUAAAAUGUCAGGGGCUUGGGUCCCCCCCCCCCCCCCCCCCCCAAAGUUGAAUUCGGUGAUCUGUCUUUUUAAAUUUAAACAUUUUAAUGCUGAAGAGGGGGAAAAAUUUAAUUAAACUAUAUUAAUUUUUAGAAUCUCAUCUUCUGUUUGUCUCCUCCUUCACUGUUGUCUUCUUUCUCGUCUUCAUCAUCGUCUUUGUUCGUCGUCAUUCCCUCCUCCCAUUCUUAGAAUUAUAAUAUCUCUCUAUCUUCACCUAAAUCCCAAUUCUUGAGCAUAUUUAAAAUGAAAAAAAACCCAACUCAUUUUCUGUAACUUCUCAAGCACAGGUGGAAAUGACUGAAGCUGCUCUUAUUUUUGCUGUAACUGAGCAUCAUUAAGAGAUUUGUACUUUUUACCCGAGUAAACUUAACAAUCAGCAACAUUUCCAUGAUGAAAUCCCGCUGUUUAAUCCCUUCAACGUGCCAAAUCCCAAAGAUCAGGACUUUAAUUCCCCCCCCCCCCCAAAUUAGUCAUUUAAUUUUGGUUCAAAUUAAUCAAAUCCAUACCGGUUUAAAAAUAUCUCCAUGGACACCACUGUUAGUUUUGCGUUACUUCAGUGGGGGGAGGGGGACCCCAAAACACAGAAAAUAGUUUUGGGAUAAAUGAAGAUGUUAAAAGAAACCCGAAUCCCGUUUUUAAUCUGAACUCUACAGUCGUUUUAACUUUUCAUACAAAUCAAGUUUUAAACAUUAGCAAAAUGUGAUGCCCCCCCCCAAAAAAAGUUCAGAUUUAAAGUAUGUUUAUCAGUAAGAUUUUUAACAUAUUGUUUCAUCUCCAAAUUGCAUUGAGAAUAAUUAUUUAUUUAUUUUUCCUGAUUUUCUGAAAGCAGUUAUUUCUUGAAAACUAUCUGCUCGCCAAAUUUCUUGGUUCGUAACCUGCUGCAUAUUUUUCAGGAUGCUUUCACUUUUUGCGAAGGGCAUUUUUUAAAAUUUAUUUAUUUACUGGUUUUGCAGUGAUAUUUUUUUUGUGGGCGGGGUUAAACAUGACACUACAAUGAUGCCUCGCCCUGUUUAGAGCGUGAAACAUUUUCUGGUGUAAAACAGAAGCGUGUUCCUGUGUCCAUCUGAGCACCACAUGUCCACCAUGUGCCCCCCGCCCUGCCCCGCCCCCUUCACCUUCUUGAUUUUUUUUUUUUUUGGUGUCCUCGAAUGCUGAAUAUGACUCAGACGGACCUUCAUGCUCAGACCUCGCACUUUGUGACCUUCACACGGCUGCUAAUUACUGGCCUUUUUUUAUUUUUAUUUUUUUUGGUAAUUGGAUCUAACAGAUCUCAAGACUUUAUUGUGAUGAUGAUCCAGAAGCCUUCUGUUUGAGGUGAAAGGUCGUGAGGGGUCUCAGUAAGAUGGUCACUCGGAGGACGAUUCAAAGAUAAAAUCCCUUCAGUUAUUUUGAAGGAGAAUCUAUCUGAAGAAUAGAAUACUAUUGUCUAUCUGAAGUGUUUCUCUCUUUGGUGGUUUCUAUCUUUUUUUUUUGUUGUUGUUUUUUUUUAAAUACAUGUAUUUGUAAAAGCAUAAAAAUAGUGCUUGUAAAGAUCACACGUAAAAUGUUAAACGUAACUGUUAUAUAAUACCAUGCUGCCAAACGCACCAUUUUUGUUACAUUUUUAUUUAAGUGAAAUUUUUUUCCUGUCUUU